This is a messenger RNA of Morus notabilis, 2811 nucleotides long. Its product is annotated as probable inactive serine/threonine-protein kinase scy1. Gene Ontology annotation, biological process: protein phosphorylation. The coding region runs from base 86 to 2476 and encodes 796 amino acids. Gene Ontology annotation, molecular function: ATP binding; protein kinase activity. The transcript is spliced from 21 exons. The record is from RefSeq and is a predicted model, not a curated record. Lineage: Eukaryota; Viridiplantae; Streptophyta; Magnoliopsida; Rosales; Moraceae.
UUCCCUUUCCCGUUUUCCUUCUCUUUCCGACUCUCUCUGUCUGUGUAACAGCAAGCGGAGGAAGAAGAAGAAGAAGAAAACAAAGAUGUUAAAGUUCUUGAAGGGAGUGGUGGGUGGAUCUGGAACGGGGCUGAAAGAUCUGCCCUACAACAUCGGAGAGCCUUACCCUUCCGCUUGGGGCUCUUGGACUCACUUCCGCGGCACCUCCAGGGAUGACGGGUCACCAGUAUCUAUAUUCUCUCUUUCUGGGAGUAAUGCCCAGGAUGGACAUUUAGCUGCUGGUCGUAAUGGUGUCAAACGCCUCCGAACUGUCAGACAUCCAAACAUUUUAUCAUUUCUUCACAGUACGGAGACAGAAACUUUAGAUGGCUCUACCACGAAGGUUACGAUCUACAUUGUCACAGAGCCUGUUAUGCCUCUAUCAGAAAAGAUCAAGGAACUGGGUUUAGAAGGUACACAGAGGGAUGAGUAUUUUGCAUGGGGACUGAACCAGAUAGCCAAAGCUGUCAGCUUCUUAAAUAAUGAUUGCAAACUUGUUCAUGGUAAUGUUUGCUUAGCCAGUGUUGUUGUUACGCCAACCUUAGAUUGGAAGCUGCAUGCUUUUGACGUAUUAUCCGAGUUUGAUGCAAAAAAUGAAGCUUCCUCUGGAGCACUUCUGCAAUAUGCAUGGCUUGUUGGUGCGCAAUACAAACCAAUGGAGCUGUCAAAGUCUGAUUGGGCUGCAAUUAGAAAAUCUCCACCUUGGGCCAUUGAUUCCUGGGGAUUGGGUUGUCUUAUAUAUGAACUCUUCUCCGGUAUGAAGUUAAGCAAAACAGAGGAAUUGCGCAAUACUGCUUCCAUUCCAAAGUCUCUGCUUCCAGAUUAUCAGCGGCUUCUAAGUUCCACGCCUUCUCGCAGGUUGAAUACAUCAAAACUUUUAGAAAAUAGUGAAUAUUUCCAGAACAAGUUGGUAGAUACUAUACAUUUCAUGGAGAUCUUAAAUUUGAAAGACAGUGUUGAGAAGGAUACUUUUUUCCGUAAGCUUCCAAAUUUGGCAGAGCAGCUUCCUCGCCAGAUCGUGCUUAAAAAGUUGCUUCCUUUAUUAGCUUCUGCCCUUGAAUUUGGUUCAGCUGCUGCCCCUGCUUUGACUGCACUAUUAAAAAUGGGUUCCUGGCUUUCAACUGAAGAAUUUAGUAUCAAGGUACUUCCUACAGUUGUGAAACUCUUUGCCUCCAAUGAUCGAGCUAUUAGAGUUGGUCUCCUUCAACAUAUAGAUCAGUUUGGAGAAGCGUUGUCGGCACAAGCGGUUGAUGAGCAAGUUUACCCUCAUGUAGCAACUGGGUUCUCUGACACAUCCGCUUUUCUACGUGAACUUACACUUAAAUCCAUGCUUGUUCUAGCUCCAAAGCUUUCUCAACGUACCAUUUCAGGGUCAUUGUUGAAGUAUCUGUCCAAGUUACAGGUUGAUGAAGAGCCAGCAAUUAGAACAAACACCACUAUAUUACUGGGGAAUAUUGCAAGCUACUUGAACGAAGGGACAAGAAAAAGAGUUUUGAUCAAUGCGUUUACUGUUCGUGCACUGCGUGAUACAUUUUCACCUGCCAGAGGAGCUGGCAUUAUGGCUUUAUGUGCCACCGGUUCUUAUUAUGACAUCAAUGAGAUCGCAACUCGGAUUCUCCCAAAUGUUGUUGUACUUACUAUUGAUCCCGAUAGUGAUGUUCGAUCAAAGGCGUUUCAAGCAGUUGAUCAAUUUCUGCAACUAGUGAAGCAAUACCAUGAUAAGACGAACUCAGGAGAUACCACGGGGGAUCUUGGAAUCUCGUCAAUAACAGGAAAUGCCAGUUUAUUGGGAUGGGCUAUGAGCUCAUUGACUCUUAAGGGCAAACCAUCUGACCAAGCCUCACUUGCUCCUGUGAAUACUAGUGCACCUCUAUCUUCUACAACUUCGAAUGCAAGCUCAGUUAUAGAUACUCCAAGUACAGCUCUUGCCCAUGUAAGUUCCAAGCCGGAUUUUGCUGAGCAGCCUGUACCUGAUUCCCCCACGUCCACGGAUGGCUGGGGAGAAAUUGAGAAUGGAAUUGAUGAAGAGCAUGAAACUGACAAAGAUGGUUGGGAUGAUAUUGAACCCCUUGAAGAGCCAAAGCCAUCCCCAGCACUUUCAAACAUUCAAGCUGCCCAAAAGCGGCCAGUUGUACUGCAUGCUUCUCAGCCAAAACAACCAGCUACGAGUUUACGGCCUAAAAGUACAGCAAUGGCUAAAAAUAAUGACGAUGAUUUGUGGGGCUCCAUAGCUGCACCAGCUCCAAAAACGUCAUCAAAACCUUUGAACUUGAAAGCCAGUGCAACAGUUGAUGACGAUGACCCUUGGGCUGCUAUUGCUGCUCCCGCACCCACAACCAGGGCAAAGCCUUUAUCAGCGGGUAAAGGCCGAGGAGCUAAACCUGCUGCUCCCAAAUUGGGGGCACAGAAGAUAAACCGGACAUCAUCUGGGAUGUGAAUUACAUACAAAAAGGCACAUGACAACAGUUGAAAGAUUUGAAGCUGUAGAUUUUUUGUCCCCAUUCGGUGGCUGGUAAUGAGGCUGAAGUGCAGUAUACUAUGUCACCAGGAAAUGCAUUUGCAAUCUUUUUCAACAUAUUAUUUGAUUUGUAAUAAUAUUCUUUCCUUUAUUUUAGCUUGUCUCUUUCUUAAGGAACCGUCAUCUCUGAUGUAAGUUUGUUGACACAUUUGUUGUAGACAGCAGCCAGUGGCAAUAGUUUUGAGCCUAGACAUUUUGGGAUGUGAUGUAUUAUCUACAUUUUGUAGUAAAAAGCUGUAGAAAGUUUUAUAUCC